AUGUGUCUUUUUAGAUGUCAAGAUGCCAGAUAUAUGGUUCUGACUCCAAAGUCGAUCCAGUCAUGUGUUCCGUAUUCAUUUAGUGCCCGAGCCUUUGGCAACCAUUCCUACACGUUGACGACGGAACUUCAACGUUCCUAUCGCGCGACUACAAUUUCUUCAAUUACCACUGAAAUAUUGCCAGGCGAUACAAACACCAUUACGUUACAGGUUCCUUGUAAUUUAAAUUCUGAUUAUUAUCUUAUUCUGACGGGUACUGGUGAAACUACGUUUAAUAAUCGUCAAUAUCUGAGGAUGUACAGCAGAGAUAUGGAAAUCAUCAUACAAACUGAUAAAAAGGUGUAUAAACCAGGGCAAACAGUAAAAUAUCGGGUAUUUGGUGUUCGCUCGGAUUUACAAGUGGUAUGUUCUAAUUAUACCGUUACUGUCACAGACCCCAAAGGAAACAAAAUUCAGUUGUACACUUCUGUUGGAGAUGACUAUUGUAUAGUUGAAAGGAAUUUAAAGCUGCCGAAGGAACCAAUAUUUGGAGCAUGGAAAAUAAAAGCGUCAGUAGAGAAAAUGGAGCAUACACAGACAUUUAAAAUUGAGAAAUAUGUUUUCCUAGCAAGGUUCUUCACUCCAUUGACUCACCCACAGUUUGCUUCCUUUCAAGUUUUACCUAAAGCUGAAGCUAAAGUUAUAAUGCCGUCUAUUGUAAGUCAGAAGGAUAACUCGAUUACAGUACAAGUUUCAUCUCAAUAUACGUUUGGUAAGCCAGUAAAUGGAUCUGCUAGAUUAAGGAUAAUUGUUAACUAUUAUCCUAAAUGGAAAUAUCAAAAAGAUCCAGAUACAGGAAAAUAUGGUUACGUUGAUCUGACCCAGCCUGAACUUAUAUAUGACAUGCAGUUGGAUGAAAAUGGGAAAGGUACUACUGUUAUUACAACAGAAGAAUUAAAGACAAUAGCCUAUAGAGGAUAUCUUUCCUACAAGACAAUAAUUGGUCAAGUAAAUGUGACUGAUGACGCAACUGAAGCGACGUACAUCUCUCCAACUAGUCAAAUUUCGGUGACUAGGACUAGAGAAAAGUUAAGCUUUGUUCCAAAUCCACAUAACUAUAAGCCUGCACUAGUUAACAGAUUCUAUAUUGAACUCAAGCAGAUUGAUGGCAAACCAGUUUUGAAACCAGGUAAUAUUAUUGUCAGUGCCAGGGUUAAAAUCCUCAUACCAGAAGAACCAGCUACAGAACCACCACCACCACCAUCCGAGAACUCGGACCACUCAUCCACGCCGCAAUAUUCUACAACUCCUGGCUGGGGCUAUGGUCUCUAUGGCUCCCAGCCUUGGUGGUAUGACCCUAACUGUAAGGAUCCACAAUAUAGAUAUGAAAAUUUACCAGUAAAAAAUUUGACUGUACCAGCUAACGGAUUAGUGACGUAUGAUUUAUUGGUGAAUGAAACCGAUUCUGUUGAGGUUUAUCUAAAGGUAAAUUAUGUAGAAGAUACUGACGUAUAUACAUCAAGGACUCUAACAUCUUUCAAAUCCCCGAGCAACACAUUCUUGUCUGUCUCUCUUAAAACUAACAAACCAGCGUCUGGACAAAAAGUUAACCUCGAACUCAAAGCUACUCGAGAAUUUAGCAGAGUUUAUUACACAAUUCUGUCUCGAGGGGUGCUGAUAACAGAAAAUUACCAAGAUUUCAGUACAACAAGUAAAUCUCAAAUUCUCAGCUUUUCCGUAACUAGCGAUAUGGCACCAAAGCUUAAAAUCAUAGUAUUUAUUAGAGUGGAAGAUAAAGAAAUUGUUGCUGAUGCUAUCUCAUUUAAUGUUGAGGGAUUUUACAAUAACAAGGUAUCAUUAAUGUUCGAUUCGGAUAAAGUAGAAACUGGAUCCAUAUCAACUCUCAGUGUUAAAGCUUACAGCAAUUCUAAUGUAUAUGCUGUAGCUGUUGAUAAAAGCACCACUUUACUUGGGGAAGCAUCAGAUGAUUUCAGCCAAGAGGUUGAAGGAUUCUUAGCAGUUGGUGGUGGGAAUUAUUAUAGAAAGAAGAGGGAAGCUCUCUUUAGAAAGAGGCGUGAAUCUGAAAAACGUUCUCGUACUAAACGAUCAGUAUGGUGGCCAUACACUUAUAGAACAUAUGGGAUCGAUGUUGAUGAUAUGUUCAGAUAUACUGGUUUAAAUGUUAUAUCUGAUGCUUUGGUCUAUAUAUAUCAACAACCAGAGCCAUGUCGGCGUUUUUAUGGACCACGAGCUGGGACAUCAGCUACUGAGGGUCCACAACAAUUACCACCAGGGCAGGCUCCCGAUGUUGCAUCCAGAAAUUCUGAUGAGGAAGAUUCUGCUAGAUCAUACUUUCCAGAAACAUGGAUUUGGGACUCACAAAAUGCUGGCUCUAUAGGGAUCGCCAACUUCACAUUAAAAGUACCAGACACUAUCACAACGUGGGUUGCCAGUGCUUUUGCUAUCAGUCUAAAUCCCUUAAUUGGAGUUGGUAUGACGUCAGACGUUGCUGAGCUGACAGAGUUUUUUGUGAUGUUAAAUCUGCCCUAUUCUGUUGUUAGAGGAGAAGAACUGGUUAUAAAAGCCAAUGUUUUUAACUAUCUUGGUUUUAAUACAGAGGCUGAAGUAAUGUUAGAGAAUCCAAAAGGAUUUGUUAUUAUUCAAGUUGAUGCUGACGGAUUUGAAGUCGAGUCCAUGGUAACAGAGACCACAAGAAUAAACGUACCUAUAGAUGGAGCUGCUACUGCUUAUUUUACUGUUAGAUUUCUGGAAGUUGGAUAUAUCGAUCUACAGGUUUAUGCGCGAACUGUUACAUUACAAGCUGGUGACAGGAUUUUGAAGCCAAUGUUCGUUGAGGUUGAAGGAAUACCACAAGAAUACAAUGAAGUAGUGAUUGUAGAAUUGGUUGAACAGAAUUAUUUCAAUAGAAGCGUAGAAGUAAUGUUGUACCAGAUUCAGAAAAAGUUGUCGUUACUGCUUAUGAAGUGCUGCUUAUUGUUAUUUGUAGGAGAUCCACUAAGCUCGGCUCUACAGGAUAUUGAAAAACGGAUCAAAAGGCCAUAUGGUUGUGGAGAACAGAAUAUGAUCAACUUUGUACCCAAUAUUUAUAUCUGGGCAUAUCUUCAUUGUACUGGACAAUUGACACCGGCUAUACAAACCAAAAUAAAGAAUUAUUUAGAAAUUGGUAUGCUAACAGCCUAUGUAGUAAGAACAUUCAGUGAAGCUCGUCAAUACAUCUAUGUUGAUGAAAAAAUAUUAGAGUAUGCUGUUAAUUACUUGAUAAAUAAUCAGAAUGAAGACGGUACCUUUAAUGAAUCUGGCCGUGUUUUUAGUAAAGCAUUAAAGGGCAGUUCAUUUGAAGGAAAUGGUUUGAAUGCCUUUAUUUUGAUUGCUCUUUCUGAAGUUUCUGAAAUAAUGCAGGGGCAAUUACAUUUUGCUAACAGCAUACACAUGUCUAUUCAACAACUAGAAACAGCAUCUAAAACAAUGACCAACAUAUAUGAUCUCGCUAUUACGGCUUAUGCUUUAUAUGUAGUUGGAAGUACGAAGUCAUCAAAUAUCUUACAGAAGCUGGAAUCUAUACAAACCACUGAAGAUGGUAUGGUAUAUUGGGAAGUUGUUAUUGAGGCUGACAGAGUUCAGUAUUACUGGAAUCCACCACACAAACAAAGUAGUCCGGUUAAUAUUGAGACUGCUGCUUAUGUUUUACUUACUUACUCUAAAAUGGGAGAAAAAGAAAAAGGUAUACCUAUAAUGAAGUGGUUACUUUCACAACAAAACAGCAAUGGUGGUUACUCCUCUACGCAGGAUACAGUGGUAGCACUUCAAGCUUUGUCACAAUUUGCUUGUCUAUUACAUGGUGGAAGUUACGAUAUAACUCUAAAUGUAUUUGCAAGCAGACAAAGUAGAACAUGGACUAUAUCAAAGACUUCCAGUGUAUUUAAAUGGGAGACUCGUGAAACCACUGAUAGUAUUGAUAUCGAGGCUUCAGGUACCGGUAGUGGAAUCGUCAUGAUAACUGUAAAAUAUAACAUUGAAGAACUGGUAGUCCAAUCGACUUGGGGGCUCAGUGUCGUAACAGAAUCUGAAACUUUGGAAGUUCUCGUGAUCAAAGUUUGUUUUGACUGGAAAGUUCUUAACCAGUCAAGUGGGAUGGCAAUAUUAGAAACCGUUUUAAUCAGUGGUUUUCGAGUAGACGAUUCUCAGCUUCAAAAUAAUAAACUUAUAAAGAGGAUGGAAUCAGACCAAAGAAAAUUCAUUCUCUAUUUCGAUGAGGUUGGGAAUACACCAAUGUGUUUAAAACUAAGACUAAUAAAAGGUGAAGUUGUUGGAAAAGUGAAACCAGGUUUUGUUACUAUAACAGAUUAUUAUAAUCCGGAGAAUAGUGUUACAGUCUCCUACAAGUCAUCUAUAGGUGAAAAUGCUCCGGUUUGUGCUCUGUGUCCACAAGGAGUCUGUGGUGAAUGUAAGGUUGGUAAGAAGAGAUAGAUAUAAUGUUAAUGUAAUGAUAUAAUUUCCUAAAACAUAAUCUAUAUUGACAAUAAAUUAUUCUGCAUCCCA
Molecule: messenger RNA, 4539 nt
Organism: Lottia gigantea (owl limpet)
Lineage: Eukaryota; Metazoa; Mollusca; Gastropoda; Lottiidae
Exons: 32
Coding region: 1-4467 (1488 amino acids)
Cellular component (GO): extracellular region
Molecular function (GO): endopeptidase inhibitor activity
Source: RefSeq, a predicted model, not a curated record